Molecule: messenger RNA, 1352 nt
Organism: Brassica oleracea var. oleracea
Lineage: Eukaryota; Viridiplantae; Streptophyta; Magnoliopsida; Brassicales; Brassicaceae
Product: nitrile-specifier protein 2-like
Exons: 3
Coding region: 61-1116 (351 amino acids)
Biological process (GO): nitrile biosynthetic process
Cellular component (GO): cytosol; nucleus
Molecular function (GO): protein binding; enzyme regulator activity
Source: RefSeq, a predicted model, not a curated record
GAAAGAGAGGAGAUCAGACACAGAAACAAAUAAGAACUUUUGUUUUAUUAUAUUCCGAGAAUGAAUAUUGCAGGUAUUGUUCCAACGUUGCAUGAAGCUAUUGCUCCGACUUUCCAUGGCGAGUGGAUCAAGGUAGAGCAAAAAGGAAAGGGACCAGGACCGAGAAGUUCUCACGCCAUAGCCGUGGUAGGAGACAAGUUGUACUCAUUUGGUGGCGAGUUAACAUCCAAUGUCCCCGUCGACAAAGACCUUUACGUCUUUGACCUCAACACCCACACUUGGUCAGUCGCUCCUGCCACCGGAGACAUUCCAACACUCAGUUGCUUAGGCGUCGCCAUGGUAGCCGUUGGAUCUACACUCUACGUUUUCGGCGGCCGUGAUGCGUCCCGAAAGUACAACGGGUUUUACUCGUACGACACAGUGAAAAACGAGUGGAAACUUGUGACGGGGGUCGAGGAAGGACCUGAGGCUCGUAGCUUCCACUCUAUGGCUUCGGAUGCGGAGAACGUGUACUUGUUUGGUGGGGUGAGCAAAACCGUGAGGCUCAAGACGCUUAACACGUUUAACGUUUCUGAUGAGAAAUGGGUCCAGCUUCCGACACCGGGUGAUUCUUGCAAAGAAAGAGGAGGAGCAGGUCUAGUUGUGGUUCAAGGGAAGGUAUGGGUGUUUUACGGGUUCUACGGAGACGAGUGUGAUGAUAUCCAUUGCUUUGAUGUGGAUCGAAACGUGUGGACUAAAGUCGAGACUACUGGGGAGAAGCCUUCACCGAGGAGCGUUUUCGCGAUUGCGGCUGUUGGGAAACAUGUCAUUGUAGUUGGAGGUGAGAUCGAGAUGGACCCUCAGGCCCAUGUUGGUCCUGGGAAGUUGUGUGGCAAAGGUUUCGUGUUGGACACGGAAACGCUGGAGUGGAAGAAACUGGAAGAUGGUGGAGGGGAGGCACCAACUGAACCGCGUGGGUGGUGUGCAUCGACAGCUGCGACGAUCAAUGGAAAGAAGGGGAUGCUGAUGUUUGGUGGGAAGGCUCAGACCAACAACCGCUUUGAUGAUCUUUACUUCUACUCGGUGAAAGAGCUUAACCCUCUCAUCAAUGUUCGUGUUGGACUUGGAUUAUUUUAAUCUCAUAAGGAGAUUUGUCAGAGACCGAGAGUUGGUGUAAAAUACCUAAGAAUAAUGUGUCUCUGCUUGUGGUUUUGAAGUCUGGUGUGAUCAAAACAUCAAAGUCUGUUUUUUUUUUUAAGUAUUGAAUAAUGUGGGAGUCUGUUUGUGGUUUGAAGUAUUCUGUAAGUUUGUAACUGAAACGUCAAAGUCUGUAUGUAAUGAAUAAUGUGUGUCUCUGCUUGUGGUUUGAAAUA